Molecule: messenger RNA, 483 nt
Organism: Acomys russatus (golden spiny mouse)
Lineage: Eukaryota; Metazoa; Chordata; Mammalia; Rodentia; Muridae
Product: keratin-associated protein 13-1-like
Exons: 1
Coding region: 1-483 (160 amino acids)
Source: RefSeq, a predicted model, not a curated record
AUGUCCUACAGUUGCUACUCUGGAAACUACUCCUCCCCAUCCUUUAGGUGCUGCCUGCCUACCUCAGGUUCCUCCUGUGGCUCUUCCUACCCCAGCAACCUGGUCUACACCACUUCCAGCUGCUCUCCCAGCACCUGCCAGCUUGAUUCCUCACUGCAUAGUGGCUGUCAGGAGACCUACAUUGAGCCCAGCAGCUGCCAGAGGUCCUGUGUGGUGUCCAGCCCCUUCCAGAUGCCCUGCUACUACCCCAGGAGCUCCACACCCUGCAGUCCCUGCCAGGGGACAUAUGCUGGAUCUCUGGGCUUUGGGUCUAGCAGCUGUCAUCCCCUGGGCUAUGGGUCUAGAAGUUGUUACUCAGGUGGCUGUGGAUCCAGUGGCUUCAGAUCUCUGGGUUGUGGGUCCAGAUUCUACUGCCCAACAUACUUGACUUCCACAACACCUCUACCCACUUGCUAUAGGUUAAUCUGUAGUACUGGCUUCUAG